AUGCCGGACACCUCAACCUUCGACCAAGACAUCAAAGACCUCCACCUCAUCUACGACUACGAUGCCCAAGACGCCCAAGGCAACCCGGAGAAAUGGCGCUACGAGAUGUGGUUCUACAGUGAGGACCGCAUAGUCUACGCCAUCCAUGGCGGGCCCAUGACUGGCCGCAAGAACUUCCAGACCGCGACGUAUCAAUGCAUUCGACCGGGCGAGCUGUGGCAAUGUAAUUGGCUAGAAGAGACGGGCACGAUAUGCAGCUUGGUGUAUGAUAUCAAGAAUGGGACUAUCACGACUCUGUUAGGUUUCUCGAAGGGACACUGGGAGUACCCCAAGGAGGCGCAUGGUGAUAAGAGGAACAAGGAGGAUUUGGAGAGGUGGAGGGGGUUGGCGAAGGUGGGAAGUCAGGUUGAGAGGCAUAUGUUGAGCGAGCAGGCGACGAUUGUGGAGAAGUUUCAUGGGAGUGGUGAUUUGGAGCCGAUUGAUGAGAGUUGGCCGACGUUGUAG
This is a messenger RNA of Fulvia fulva, 504 nucleotides long. RefSeq lists its product as uncharacterized. The coding region runs from base 1 to 504 and encodes 167 amino acids. The record is from RefSeq and is a predicted model, not a curated record. Gene Ontology annotation, molecular function: carboxy-lyase activity. NCBI's taxonomy places the organism in Eukaryota, Fungi, Ascomycota, Dothideomycetes, Mycosphaerellales, Mycosphaerellaceae. The transcript has a single exon.